AUCGGUCUGUCAAGAAAGCUGGAAUCGAGGUUCAAUACCUUGAAGAAAUGGAGACGUUUGUCCAAACUAAACUGAGGCCGGAGCACAACAUGUCGAAGGCAGCAGCCGUCCAAGAGAAGCAAACUGUGGCUCGGCAUGAAGCCUACACAGAAGCAGCAGAGAAGAAUACGAGUGCAGCUCAGCCCAGCAGGGGGCAGGCUGUUCUGCCAGCCAUCAUCACCACCCUGCUGCUCGUCCCUCUGCUGCUGCUGCUUUCCACUGGACUCUUCCUCUGCUGGAGGAAAAACAACCGAUGUGAGGUGAAAUCCGAACCCAGCUCUGUGGGAGGAAUCUGGGGGAAAAUAAGAGGUAAAGCUGUGGGCAGUCUGAACCUGGGGAACUUCUUUGCGUCGCAUAAGGGUUACAGUCGCCAGGGCUUCGACCAGCUGAGCACUGAGGGUAGCGACCAGGACAGACAAGAUGUUGACAGCAGCGACUCGGAGAACGAGGAGUACUCCGCUCUACCGCCGCCUCACCCCACCUCUUAGACUCUUUGGCCAGUCACCAAGCUCCUGCUUACAGUGCUGAGUGUAUGCUUUUCAUCACGUGUCUAACCAUUGUAAAGCUACCAAUCUUAUUAUUUAUAUAUUUAAAAAUGUGCUGUAUAUAAAGCUAAUUUAAACAUUAAUGUAAUUUAAUCGUGGUCUUGAUAAAGCGUGGUCUUGGUAAUUCAUUUCACACAUUGAAAGAUUAUUUUCCCCAAAUCAAACUUGCAUUGAGUAAAACCAUUAGCACAGCUCUAAUGAUUUGGCCUUAGAUCCAGCCUUAAAACAAGACCAAAUCUCCCAAUGGCUUAAGCCAGUGUUUUUCAACCUUUUUUGAGCCAGGGCACAUUUUUUACAUUAAAGAAAUCUUGAGUCCCACCACCAACCAAAAGUGUAACAAAAUGACACAUUUACAAUGACAAUUAGUCAAUAGUCUCUCAAUUUAUUUAUACUCACUCAGUGUGAAACCUGGGAGUGUUUAGAUGAACACAAAGCUGAUAUCCUGGCAGGAACUGAAGAAAGGCACACACAAAGCUCUUCCUCAACAGCUCGCAGUCUCUCUCUGUUUUUAGUUUUUAUAGCACUCAUGCUUGAAAAGCUCGCUUGGGACCAUGACACUGUUGUUAAGCUUUUCCCGAGACACCAAGCAUAACGGAGUCGGUGCAUCAGGAUCCCCGGUGAAAGUAAAUCCAAACGAAAGAUAACUUUUGCUGUAUUUUCUUGAGCUCACCGUUUUUGCUUUCUUUUGACCACCACUCAUAUUACUCUCUUCAUCUCCGUUAGAAUUUUGUUCAGGGCCCAUUUCGAAGUCUUUUUCCUUUCAUGUUUUAGUUUAAUACCAUUGCAUGCUGAAUGUUCUGCCUUCUUUGUAUGUGCCAUUACAAAAUGCAUUAUGGGAUUAAAACAGCUGCUGCUUUUUGAGCUUGUAUUAUAUUGAUGUUGCUUUCAUCCGUGUGUGUGUGUGUGUGUGUGUGUGUGUGUGUGUGUGUGUGUGUGUGUGUGUGUGUGUGUGUGUGUGUCAGUGUGUGGCUACAAACAUACAUGGAACUACAUCAGCUGUUUGUUUGUUUUUGUUAAAUUUGUAGAAAUUAAGGUUUUAAGCAUCGUCAUUUGCUAAAUGGUAAGCCGUGAUUGAAAUGAUAUGAUGUGUUGCAAACGGGCUAAAACAUGAAAAAAGUAUGGUGGAUGUUAAUCUGGACAUGAAUUUUUCUUUGUCAGCUGUGUGAUUUUUUGUUUGUGAACCUUUUUGCAGGGGUCCGUUGAAAGGCACGCUUCAGACUGCAAUAGUUUCUCAACAUUUUUAAAUCAUAGUUAACGUGAAAUAAAAAAUUAUGAAUUGAUCACGUUUCAAAAUGUAUGGAGAUGAAUAGAACACCAAGAAGAUGGCAAAAUACAUGUAAUUUCAAACGUAAUGGCAACAUUCAAAGUACGUUUUUUUGUGAAUCAAGUGCUUGAGUCGCAAUGCAAAAAUGAAUUAAUAAAACAAGUUCACAGUGCACACCUAAAAAAAAAAAAAAAGAGAUAAAACACAAAUAUGAUGGGAUAUGAUCACACUGUUCAGUUUAAUUCUGUUUUCUAUGGUUUUGCUACAUUCGAUCUUUCAUUGCCUAUUCUUAAAAUUCAUCUAGUAUACUUAGACCCUGAUGAAAUAUAUCUAUUAUAUUUGUAUAUUGUUUGAAUUGCAUAUCCUAGAAAUUGCAAUUCCGAUGUUGCAGUUACGUGUGAGCAAUCAGAUUUUUAUUUUGACACCCUACAAGAGUAAUAUUUUGAGUAUAUAUGUUAUUUGUGUAAUAAAGUAUCUGCAAAGCA
This is a messenger RNA of Notothenia coriiceps (black rockcod), 2333 nucleotides long. Its product is annotated as peptidyl-glycine alpha-amidating monooxygenase A-like. The transcript has 4 exons. The record is from RefSeq and is a predicted model, not a curated record. Lineage: Eukaryota; Metazoa; Chordata; Actinopteri; Perciformes; Nototheniidae. The coding region runs from base 48 to 527 and encodes 159 amino acids.